Guyanagaster necrorhizus is the source of this 189-nucleotide messenger RNA. RefSeq lists its product as uncharacterized. The transcript has a single exon. NCBI's taxonomy places the organism in Eukaryota, Fungi, Basidiomycota, Agaricomycetes, Agaricales, Physalacriaceae. The record is from RefSeq and is a predicted model, not a curated record. The annotation marks the transcript as partial.
AUCACAGAGGAUCCACUGGCAGAUAUACUAGCUCUUUCAGCUCAUCUGCCAGACUUCACUCUGACAGGACACUAUACCCAAGAGAAUUAUGAUGUUAUAAAUGAAAACCAUUCAGAGGAUUUCUUAUGGCCAGAAGAGCAGAAGCUCAUGCACUAUUUUAUGAUGUUGCAGAAAGCUGUAUUUGCAUGA